Messenger RNA from Salvelinus fontinalis (brook trout), 3756 nucleotides. Its product is annotated as E3 ubiquitin-protein ligase RNF5-like. Gene Ontology annotation, cellular component: endoplasmic reticulum. Gene Ontology annotation, molecular function: ubiquitin protein ligase activity; metal ion binding; ubiquitin-like protein conjugating enzyme binding. NCBI's taxonomy places the organism in Eukaryota, Metazoa, Chordata, Actinopteri, Salmoniformes, Salmonidae. Gene Ontology annotation, biological process: ubiquitin-dependent protein catabolic process. Bases 94 to 711 code for a protein of 205 amino acids. The transcript is spliced from 6 exons. The record is from RefSeq and is a predicted model, not a curated record.
UUUUACGGAAACGGAAAGGGUGGUACACAUGUAAAGUGAAACCUCGAAGCUAGAUCUCGUCUGCCCGAGUUAUUACUUUGUCAGUAAACAAUUAUGGCGGCCGCGGAUCCCUGGUCCUCGAGUCAUGACAGGCCCGCAAGCAGAGGAGAGUUCCCGGCUGGUGAGAGCAGCAACGAGCGCGAUGGCCCGGGAGGAAGCGGCGGAGAGGGAGAAUCCGAGCCAGAUCGGUCAACAUUUGAAUGCAACAUUUGUUUGGACACAGCAAGGGACGCUGUCAUCAGUUUGUGCGGGCACUUGUUCUGCUGGCCCUGCCUUCAUCAAUGGUUGGAGACACGGCCCAGCCAACAGCAGUGUCCUGUGUGUAAAGCGGGCAUCAGCAGAGAGAAAGUCAUCCCCCUCUACGGCAGAGGGAGCUCCAGCCAAGAGGACCCGAGGUUGAAAACCCCGCCUCGGCCUCAGGGACAGAGAACGGAGCCAGAGAGCAGAGGGCCCUUCCAGGGGUUUGGGGACACUGGCUUCCACAUGUCCUUUGGGAUCGGUGCAUUCCCAUUCGGCUUCUUCACCACAGUCUUCAACACCAAUGACCCCUUCCACAGAGCAGACGCAUACGCAGCCGAUCACCAAGGCAACCCUGACAACGGCAACAACUGGCAGGACUCUCUCUUCCUGUUCGUGGCCAUCUUCUUGUUCUUCUGGCUGCUGACUGUGUGAGGGAGAAGAUGGAUAGGAAGGUGGAAAAGGAGAGGUGUAGGGAUGGGGGAGUAUGUGUGUGUAUGUAUGUAUGUAUAUAUAUAUAUAUUACACACACAUCAAAGCAUCAGGAUGGACCGACUUUCUGGCUCAGUAGUGACUGGGAGACUUUAGACUAUAGAUGGGUGGUGGUGGGAUGACUGUCAGUUUACUCUUAGCAAGCGAUAUCUAAUGCAGCAAACAAACGAGUCAAAUAUGUGUAUUCCCCCCCCCCCCCCCCCCCCAAAUGAUUUACGAGAUUCAUUUGGAUUGGGAGAGUACACUGAGACACCACUUUGUGGUGGUGGAUGAUACCCAAACGUGAGGGUGAGUGAAGCGAAGUCAAUCUUUCGACCUUUCUCUGCAUUUGUACAUAAAUACACACACACACACACACACACACAGUGGAUACCUGGGUUGAAGCGUGGGGGCUGACUUUUUAGGGAUGGGUCUGGUGUAUAGACUGGAUCAGUGUUGAGAGAAAUGGUUGGAUUGAGUUAAUUGUAAAUUAGGGGAGUAUGACAAUGAUCACUAAGUAACUUUACUGUACAACAAUACCUAUGUAAUGGGGUUAACAUAGAGAUACAGUUAAGUCGGAAGUUUACAUACACCUUAGCCAAAUACAUUUAAACUCAGUUUUUCACAAUUCCUGAUUUAAUCCUAGUAAAAAUUCCUUGUUUUAGGUCAGUUAGGAUCACCACUUUAUUUUAAGAAUGUGAAAUGUCAGAAUAAUAGUACAGAGAAGGAUUUAUUUCACCUUUUAUUUCUUUCGCACCGAAGUGCGUUCAUCUCUAGGAGACAGAAUGCGUCCCCUUCCUGAGCGGUAUGACGGCUGCGUGGUCCCAUGGUGUUUAGACUUACGUACUAUUGUUUGUACAGAAUAACGUGGUACCUGCAGGCGUUUGGAAAUUUCUCCCAAGGAUGAACCAGACUUGUGGAGGUCAUCAAAUUUUUUUCUGGGGUCUUGGCUGAUUUCUUCUUUUGAUUUUCCCAUGAUGUCAAGCAAAGAGGCACUGAGUUUGAAGGCCUUGAAAUGCAGCCACAGGUACACCUCUAAUUGACUCAAAUAAUGUCAAUUAGCCUAUCAGAAGCUUCUAAAGCCAUGACAUCCUUUUCUGGAAUUUUCCGCGCUGUUUAAAGUCACAGUCAACUUAUGUAAACUUCUGACCCACUGGAAUUGUGAUGCAAGGAGUUAAGUGAAAUAAUCUGUCUGUAAACAAUUGUUGGGAAAAUUACUUGCGUCAUGUACAAAGUAGAUGUCCUAACCAACUUGCCAAAACUAUAGUUUGUUAACAAGAAAUUUGUGGAGUGGUUGAAAAAUGAGUUUUAAUGACUCCAACCUAAGUGUAUGUAAACUUCCGACUUCAACUGUACUUAGACAAAAUGGAAUACAAAAAUUACCCUUCGAAGGAAUUUCAGGUUUAGGCUAUUCCCCAAAUAUUAGAGCUUGUUUGGUUUUAAGGGAGGGUGAAAAUGGGAUUAUAACCUGAUACAAUAAAAAUAAAAAUUGCUAUAGACACUUUUUUUCCCCAGGCCAAAGAGCGAUGUAUUACCGUCAAGUAUGAUUUGGGGAAAAUGUAUUUGAAUAGUCCUGAUUACAACUAAACUGAUUCAAUUUUUGUCUGUAGAUUUUAAGAAAAUAAUUUAUGAAUAUUCUUUAGGAUGGUCUACAGACGGGUACAAUAACAACUUUGUAUAUUCUCUUAACAAACUGCCAUUGCACUGUGAAGUCAUAGAUAAGACAGGCCUAAUAAUGUGGACACGUUAUGAGAGUUCUUUGUCAUAUGUUAACAGACUAACACUAUUGUAAAGAGUCAUGAGAGUAGUGUACGGGAAGGCUGGAGUGAGCAGUAUUGUGUACAGUUGUGCUCUGGAGAAUUCGCCACAUAUGAGUAAAUACUGUAUGUUGUCACAGUAUUUUCUGGGGGACAGUUAGUGGAACAUUUAAACCUACAAAUCAAAAUGAUCUGGAACACAACACAGGAUCUUUUUGAUCUGGAUGAAAUGUACUAAAAACCUGUUCUUGGGGGUUUGUAGCUGGGCACAGUGCUACAAAGGAAAAUAUGACAGUCACGUUCAUUAAGGCACAACAUAGCAAAAUAAAACAAGUGUUUAUUGGACAAAUUCAGAUUGUACCUGUUUCACUGUUUUAUACAGUUUACUUCUGUUUUGUGCCUACUGAACAUGACCCAGGUGCAUAAGUCAAUACAGUGUUUAUCAGAUCCUUUUUGACUUAAGUCAGAAUGAGUAUUUGAUGUUAUCUGCAGCUGAAAUAAAUUAAAUGCGAUGAGCAACAUGAACUGUGCCCAAUGUGACAUGGACUAUUAUAAUUGUAAGAUUUCAAUGAGUGUUUCUCCUGAUUGUAAGUGUUUGUGUGUCUGUCUGUAUAUACACAUUUGUAUAUAUGAAUAUUGUAAAGGCUGUUUUUACGUGUUUCCGAAUGACCAGCCAUGGCAAUGAGACAAGAUGUGAGAUUGCUCGAGUUUAACCUGGCCAGCAUGUCAUGAUGUAGCAGAGUCCCCCUCUUCCACUCAGUGAAAGACAAGUUACAUUUCUGUACUCGUACAAUGCACUCUAACCUAUCUGACCGGUAUAUGAGAAGGAAACAGAAACUCCCAUUUCACCCUACCCAUUUCAUUUUGAUACAACUCCUGUGAAGUCUAUGAAAUGGGUUGAAGAUCAAGAGUGUCCAGGGACUCUGUAGCACCUUACCAAACAGCACCAGCCCAAUAACAUCCAUGCAAGGGGUUGAGUAAAGGAAGGGCUAUGGGGGCAUGAAAUGAUGGAAGAGGGUGGUCUUUCUUGUGAUGUACAGUUGAAGGGGCUAAGUAAUUUCAUACAUAUCACUGUCUGAUCAAGCUAGGCAUUUGUAUUCUGAGUCUUUUGUGACACAAAAGAUGGAAAUGACAUUUGUUUUGCAAGUCUUUUGCUAGAUGACACAGUGAGACAUUGUGCAAAACCGAAUGGUCACGGAGCUGUGGAAAUGUUUUCCUGCACUCUGAAUAAAUAGUUUAAUAAUACAUUUAA